Messenger RNA from Pieris rapae (cabbage white), 752 nucleotides. RefSeq lists its product as uncharacterized. The transcript is spliced from 5 exons. The record is from RefSeq and is a predicted model, not a curated record. Lineage: Eukaryota; Metazoa; Arthropoda; Insecta; Lepidoptera; Pieridae. Gene Ontology annotation, molecular function: odorant binding. The coding region runs from base 69 to 581 and encodes 170 amino acids.
AGGGCCGCAGACGUCUAUAAAACCGUAUACCAUUACAAUACAUCAUCAGUUUACCUACAGCUCUCGCAAUGUUGGCAUUUUCGUGUUUUCUCAUUCUUCUAUCUACAUUACAGAGCGUAAUGCCUCAAGGACCAUCUGGUCUCUGCGGACCACCCCCUGUUGAUAAACCAUUCGAAUGCUGUAAGAUGCCGCACCUUUUUACUAGUGAAGAACGUGCGGACUGUGGAUUUGAAGAACCUACAGACGGAAAACGACGAGGGCCACCUGAUUGUAGCAAACUAAUAUGCCUUAUGAAUAAGAAGAAUUUGAUGAAGGACGAGAAGAAUGUAGAUUUAGAUGCAGUAUCAGAUUUCUUAGAUACAUGGACUGCAGAAAACGCGGACUUUAAAGAUACAGUGGAUAAGGCCAAAGAGAGAUGUCUCAAAGACGAUGUAUCUGGACCACCAGAGGCAUGCUUACCAGACAGAAUCGUAACCUGCAUGUUCUUCGAGACAUUUAAUAACUGUCCUAAAUGGGAGGAAAGUGAGAAAUGCGAUAAGUUGAAGACACACAUGGAACAGUGCCGAGCGAGGCUAACUUAAACAUGAAUUUAUGUAUUAUUUUUGUAAUGGCAUUAAUUGUAAUGAAGUACUAAAUGUUGUAAUAAUAAAGUAUUAAGUUGGCCCUUGUUUUUCGUUUUAAGUCAUAUCGGGUAUAAUUAGAGACCAGGACUCUCCCAAAUUACUUAUUUAAUAAAAUGAACAGUUUUUUCA